Ogataea philodendri is the source of this 603-nucleotide messenger RNA. RefSeq lists its product as uncharacterized. Bases 1 to 603 code for a protein of 200 amino acids. Lineage: Eukaryota; Fungi; Ascomycota; Pichiomycetes; Pichiales; Pichiaceae. The record is from RefSeq and is a predicted model, not a curated record. The transcript has a single exon.
AUGGCCAGCACAAACCACGUUCGAUUUUUUUGCCAGUGGACCGAUUGUGACGCCCAAUUCGAGCGUCAAUCCGAUCUGGCGGCUCAUGUGACCAAACAUAUAGCCGCCGAUUCUGUUUGUCGGUGGUUCACGUGCGGGGCUGUGCUCGAGUCUCCUUCGUCGCUCUUGUCCCAUCUGAUCAGACACUCUCAGACACCGUUUGGGUGUUUGAAAUGCCCGCUCGAGUUCGAAUCGCCAGAAUCGGUGUUUGAACACGAACAGUCGCAUCGUCUAGUCGCCACACCUACCCCAUUAGCCACAGACAUUGACAAGUACAAUCACCAAAAACAGUCGAAUACAAGCCCGCAUUUCGCCAACAAGUACUCCAAACUCGCCAACAUCUACACCUCCAAAACGGCCGUGCCCAUCGACCAGGUCCCGGACUCGGCGCUCGAAAACCACGCCGUCCAGCUCGAACAGUACCUCCGAAAACUGCAAUCUCUUAAAACAAACCUCCAGUCGCAACUGGCCGCCACCACCCAGGAAAACCGCCUCAUCUGGCUGAAAAACCAGCACAUCCUCACCGCCUUAAAGCAGUUCGAGGCCAAGGAACUGAACAUAUGA